Messenger RNA from Moneuplotes crassus, 505 nucleotides. The record is from the annotation of a GenBank genome assembly. NCBI's taxonomy places the organism in Eukaryota, Ciliophora, Spirotrichea, Euplotida, Euplotidae.
AUUAUAUUAUGGCUGAACAUAACACUGAAUACUUCCAAGCAAAGCUAAAGGCUUUUGGCACUCUCUCUGCUCCUUGGUAUACUAAUGAAAAGAUGACUAGAGAAGCUAACUUGGCCUUCGACCAUGCUAAAGCAGAUGUUGAAUUUGUCCUCGACAAGUAUAGAGCUGAAAGACUUCAGCAACUUGAUAGAAUUGUCAACAAAACUUGCUAUAAAAACAAGAAAUAUAAUUUCCUUCAAGCUCAGAAAUGAGAUGAGUAUCAUUUCGAGAACGACUACAAGCUUGGAGUUAUCAAUGCCUUCACUGCAGACCAUGUUUGGAGAUACAAAACUGAAUAUGAGAACUGCACUAAGACCGAUGAAUUCAAAGCCCUCAAAACUACCUUAGAAAAGGAUCAGGUCUACCAAGCUUGUCAUGACAAAUUUAUGGACCAAUGAAAAGAAGGCAUUAAGAAUGACUUAUCGGCCAGAGCCAAGGAGAUCUUUGAGAGUAGCGAUUAAUCAUG